This is a messenger RNA of Pediculus humanus corporis (human body louse), 459 nucleotides long. RefSeq lists its product as uncharacterized. Gene Ontology annotation, molecular function: histone acetyltransferase activity; protein-N-terminal amino-acid acetyltransferase activity. NCBI's taxonomy places the organism in Eukaryota, Metazoa, Arthropoda, Insecta, Psocodea, Pediculidae. Gene Ontology annotation, cellular component: Golgi membrane. Bases 1 to 459 code for a protein of 152 amino acids. The transcript is spliced from 3 exons. Gene Ontology annotation, biological process: N-terminal peptidyl-methionine acetylation. The record is from RefSeq and is a predicted model, not a curated record.
AUGAAAUUUUUAUUUUUUUUUUUGUAUAAAAACUCAUGGGAUAAAAUUAUUAUUAUUAUUAUCAUUGUGGAUCGAGGUAUACUUUCGGUACCUCUCAAUCCUAAAAACACAGAAGCCGGUUAUAUCUUGAGCCUUGGAGUGAGUGCACCGCAUAGGAGGAACGGUAUAGCAAGUUUAUUACUUGAUAAUUUAAUUGCUCAUUUAACGACGGUCGAGCACAAAUUUUGUCGGGCCAUUUUUUUACACGUUUUAACGACAAACACGCCUGCCAUACGUUUUUACGAAAGUCGAAACUUUAAAUUGCAAUCAUUCUUGCCGUAUUAUUAUUUAAUUAAAGGAAGAUGCAAAGAUGGUUUUACGUACGUAUUAUAUAUAAAUGGGGGUCAUCCUCCGUGGGGUCCAUGCGAAUAUUUAGUUCACUAUUGUAAAGCAUUGUGUAAUAGUCAGCCAUUUUCGUAA